AUGGAUUUGCCAGAAUUUCGCACGAAAAUGACUGGUUACAAGUCCGAUCAAACCAUCUAUAUCAAAUCGUUGUCAAUGCAACGACAAAAACGAUUUUUAUUCGAUUCAAUUAAGAAAAAGGUAAAAAAAAUCAAGAAUAAGAUAAACCAAAAAAUUCAUCCUGGAAGAAAUCGUACAGAUGAUUCUGACACAUUUGUUGAUCCUGGCCAACCUGUAACGCGUAAGAAUAAAAUUACACGACGACCAACAAGUUCGGCGACUGCUAAAUCAAUGCUUGACUAUCGUCCAUAUAUGAAUCCAAUAGAGAACCAAGGUCAAUGCGGAUCUUGCUAUGCAUUUGCUGUAACGGCUGCCAUUGAAGGUACCUAUGCUAUCAAGACAGGUGCACGUAUUAAACUCUCUCAACAGCAACUAGUCGAUUGUUCACCAAAUUAUGGAUGUUCCGGUGGCUUUUUUGGUACCACUUUUGACUAUAUCAAACAAAGCGGUGGUCUACAAUCUGAUGCAUCAUAUCCAUAUGUUGCCAGUCGUCAGUCGUGCAGUUCGACAUCGGGAAACGUUGGUACUAUCCAAGGAUAUGGAAACACGCCACCUAAUGAUGAAGAAGAAAUGAAACGAGCAUUGAUCACCUACGGCCCAUUAGCAGCUGCGAUUUGUGUUACAUCUAAUUUACAAUUCUAUGGUCCAUCACAACAAUCUGGUGCAUCAGACAUAAUCGAUAUACCAUCUUGUCCAAAACAAGUCGAUCAUGCGAUUGCUAUUGUCGGUUAUGGAACAGAGAAGGGUCAAGAUUACUGGCUGGUACGCAAUUCAUGGGGUGAAAACUGGGGCCUCGAUGGUUAUUUUAAAGUGGCACGCAAUAAGGAUGGCAUGUGUGGAAUUGCUACUUAUAGUUAUUAUACUCAGCUAUAA
This is a messenger RNA of Adineta steineri, 912 nucleotides long. Lineage: Eukaryota; Metazoa; Rotifera; Eurotatoria; Adinetida; Adinetidae. The record is from the annotation of a GenBank genome assembly.